Messenger RNA from Sapajus apella (tufted capuchin), 6840 nucleotides. It is a transcript of the gene CCDC93, whose product is annotated as coiled-coil domain containing 93. The coding region runs from base 157 to 2070 and encodes 637 amino acids. Gene Ontology annotation, biological process: Golgi to plasma membrane transport. The record is from RefSeq and is a predicted model, not a curated record. The transcript is spliced from 25 exons. Lineage: Eukaryota; Metazoa; Chordata; Mammalia; Primates; Cebidae.
CUCCGCCCGGCUGCUGCGCUCCAGGCCGGCGGCAGCAGCAGCGCCGCAGGAAGUUUCCGCUUUGCACUCCACCCCGGUAGCAGCUUCGCUGCAGGGACAGCUUCCUCCGGACGCUUGGCGGGGUUCGCUGUCGCCGUACGGCAGCCGGGUCGGAAUAUGGGGUUACCCAAGGGGCCGGAGGGCCAGGGUUUCCCGGAGGUGGAAACAAGAGAAGAUGAAGAACAAAAUGUCAAGUUGACUGAAAUUCUGGAGCUCUUGGUUGCAGCUGGGUAUUUCAGGGCAAGAAUUAAAGGCUUGUCACCCUUUGACAAGGUAGUUGGAGGAAUGACUUGGUGUAUCACCACUUGCAACUUUGAUGUAGAUGUUGAUUUGCUCUUUCAAGAAAACUCUACAAUAGGUCAAAAAAUAGCUCUAUCAGAAAAAAUUGUCUCGGUCCUGCCAAGGAUGAAAUGCCCACAUCAGCUGGAGCCCCACCAGAUUCAAGGGAUGGAUUUUAUUCACAUAUUUCCUGUUGUUCAGUGGCUGGUGAAACGAGCUAUAGAAACAAAAGAAGAGAUGGGUGACUAUAUCCGCUCCUACUCUGUAUCCCAGUUCCAGAAGACUUAUAGUCUCCCUGAGGAUGAUGACUUCAUAAAGAGAAAAGAAAAGGCCAUCAAGACAGUGGUGGACCUCUCAGAAGUGUACAAGCCCCGUCGGAAAUACAAACGCCACCAGGGAGCAGAGGAGCUGCUUGAUGAAGAAUCUCGAAUCCAUGCUACGCUUUUGGAAUAUGGCAGGGUAACUGAUACCUUGAUGAGAUAUGGAUUUAGCCACCAGAGCAAAACAGAGAAGGCUGAAGACAAGAAAACGGCACUUUCAGCAGGGCUGUCAGCUACAGAAAAAGGUGAUGUCCACGAGGAAGAUGAGCUUCGAGCAGCUGAAGAGCAGCGUAUACAAUCGCUGAUGACCAAGAUGACUGCCAUGGCAAAUGAGGAGAGCCGUCUCACUGCAAGCUCCGUGGGCCAGAUCGUGGGACUCUGCUCUGCCGAGAUCAAGCAGAUUGUGUCCGAGUAUGCGGAGAAGCAGUCUGAGCUAUCAGCUGAAGAAAGUCCAGAAAAAUUAGGAACCUCCCAGCUACAUCGUCUGAAAGUCAUUUCCUUAAACAAACAGAUUGUGCAGAAGACCAAACAUCUUGAAGAGCUGCGAGCAAGUCACACCAGCCUACAAGCCAGAUACAAUGAAGCCAAGAAAACACUGACAGAGCUGAAGACUUAUAGUGAGAAACUGGACAAAGAGCAAGCAGCCCUCGAGAAGAUAGAAUCCAAAGCUGAUCCAAGUAUCCUACAGAACCUGAGAGCACUUGUGGCUAUGAAUGAAAAUCUGAAAAGUCAAGAACAGGAAUUUAAAGCACAUUGUCGGGAGGAGAUGACACGGCUACAGCAAGAAAUUGAAAACCUGAAAGCCGAGAGAGCACCAUGUGGAGAUGAAAAGACCCUCUCCAGUGGAGAGCCACCUGGUACCCUGACUUCAGCAAUGACUCACGAUGAAGACCUAGACAGACGGUAUAAUAUGGAGAAAGAGAAACUUUACAAGAUACGUUUACUACAGGCUCGAAGAAAUCGAGAAAUAGCUAUUUUGCACCACAAGAUUGAUGAAGUCCCCAGUCGUGCCGAGCUAAUACAGUAUCAGAAGAGAUUUAUUGAACUCUACCGCCAGAUUUCAGCAGUGCACAAAGAAACCAAGCAGUUCUUCACUUUAUAUAAUACCCUGGAUGAUAAAAAGGUUUAUUUGGAAAAAGAGAUUAGUCUUCUGAACUCAAUUCAUGAGAACUUCUCACAAGCCAUGGCCUCUCCUGCUGCCCGGGACCAGUUUUUACGUCAGAUGGAACAGAUCGUGGAAGGAAUUAAGCAAAGUAGAAUGAAGAUGGAAAAGAAAAAGCAAGAGAACAAAAUGAGAAGAGACCAGUUGAACGACCAGUACUUGGAGCUGUUAGAAAAGCAGAGGCUAUACUUUAAGACUGUGAAAGAGUUCAAGGAGGAGGGCCGCAAGAAUGAGAUGCUGCUAUCCAAGGUGAAAGCCAAGGCCUCCUGAAUAUCCCCAGCGGUGGUGUAUGUCAUUGAUUUUAUUUUUAAGCACCGUAUAUCAACUACAAGAUCAUGAGAUGGUUCUGAAAGCAACAGUAGAAAGAUGCAAGUGUAAUGGUUUCAACAACCUGGAUGUUUUCUUUCUCCUCUGCUUCCAUUCAUCUCUGUUGGCUGCUGUUGAUGGAAUCAAAGAGUAUAAACACAUGGCUUGGAUAACACCCGUCAUCCUAUGAAGAAUGUGGGCGGUACUUGUUCUCUGUUAAUUCAACUUUUAUGUCUCCAGUAACAUUGCACUUUUGAAGGUACCUGUAUUUGUAUGGACUCUGAAUAAAGAAGAAUUCAUUUGUUUAGCAAGUAGUAAUUGAGCACCCACCAGGAAUUAAGCACUGAGGAAGAUUCAGAGACGUGUGAAACACAGUUCCUGCCACACAGGCAUCCAGCAGGUGGCCCAGAGAGGCAGAUACAGCCCGCUUGACCAUAGAGCUGGGCCAUCUGAGGUGUUUUUCAGUAAACAAAAGGCAUUUAACUGAAUGAUCAGCCCAGGUAGUGGUCACUUGGGCUUUUCACCUACAAUGGCACCUUUUGUUCCCAGCUCCUCCAGGUGCCAGCCAGCAGGCUUGGUGACAUAGCAACUGGAAUGAAAAUUCGAUGUCGUUGGUUUAAUUUUUAUAUGUUACGCAAGUUUAUAUCUCAGAAAAUUGAAAACAGACCUUAUGCUGAGGACACUUCAAUAAAAAUUACACCUUCCCCUGCCCCAGUGUUCAUUUGAGUCACAGCAUGCAGAGGGGCUGUGCACCCCCUCAUUGAAGGCACAGUCCAUGAGGCUACACUGCAUAUGGGUCAUGAUCUGAUCCAGGAGACAGAUGGACACUGCUCCCUGCACUCAGGGCAAGUAGGGUGUCAGGAAGAGCAAUGGGGUUUGCAGCAAUCCAGGGAAAUUUCCUGGAGGAGGCAGCAUUUGGGCCCAAUCUAAAGGGAGAAUUGGAUGUUGAUAGGCAGCAGUAAGGCUGUUUUAAAUGAAAAUACACUAUAAUUGAAAACCCAAGAGGGUGCAGAGGAGUGCAAGGCAUGCAUUUUGGGAAAGGAGUGGAUAAGCCAGUCUCUGCAAGAGGCUUCAGAGACCCAUCUGGGAAGUAGGGCUGAGACUAGGCUUUGGAAGGUCUUGAAGGGCGGUUGAGGGGUUGACUUUAAUCCUUGGAAAUGACCAGUGCAGAUCAAAUACAGCUUCUGCUGCCCUGGACCUCAGGAGUUUGGUAACGCAGUCAUAUUCAGUACGUUUGUGCUCCAUUCUGCAUAAAUCUUGCAAACAUACCAGGUGGCAAGUUUGGACAGUAACACAAAAGCUUAAACAUGUCAACCAAGUGGGGCAUUCAGCGGCCACAGAAGUGUGUUCAUUUUUAGUUCCCUAAUGGAUGUGAUUAAGCAGGGCUGCUGUGUACAGAUUUAAAAACACACACACGUGUUCGAUUAAAAACAGCCGUUGGUUUCAGUGCCAGGGCCAGCACGGCCUGCCUGAGCCAGGCAGAAGCAGUAGCUUCCAAAUCGAAACUGCCACGUAUGGGUGCUUCCUGGGCCAUGUGCAGCUCCGCCUCAGCUGGUCCCUGAGCUAUGGUCAUGUGGGGGUUUUGAAGGGCUCAGUGAAGUUGAAGCAAGUAAUUGCAAAAGAACAGGUGGCACUUUGAGGGCAGGGGAAGGAGACAAGUUUGUGUUUGAACUCAUUUCAAUCAGGGAAACAUCUGUGUUAUCUUGUUAGGAAUCUUACAGGCCCACCCCUGGCUAACUGAACUUUAUAAGCAGUUAGGGCAGUUAUUUGAAUAUUUGUCCACAGGUGGUAGGGAGGCAGAUGACAUUCUGUGGUUACUGGAGUCCACCUCUGUGCUGAUGGGGAAACUGUGGCAUGAUUAAUCCAAAGCAACCAGUAAUUCUUUUUGAAAGUGCAGGCAUUUAUUUUGAGCUGUAUUUCACAGGUGUUUCAUUUGAUUUGGUUUUGGUGUACAGAGGUCUCCAUAGAUCUCUAUUCCUUUUUUUUUUUUUUUUUUUUUCCCACAAGGCCUACUACAGAUAAAUCAGUUUCUGUUGCCCAAAUACACUUUAGACUACAAAAGUCAGUUUGAGAAAUUCACACUUGCUGCAGACAACUCCCAGUGUGGACAGUGCCUUUCUGAGUAAUUAGGAUGUUAUAUGACUUUACAGUGAGGCCACACAGGCUAAGGGGAAGCCCCAAGGACGCUGAUCAUUUCAGAAGCCACCCAGACAGCCAGAAGGGGGCCUCCCAGGGCUGCGGCUCUCUGUGUGCCUAGAUAUAACGUGGCAUUGUGCUCUAAGCCCACAGGCUUCUCCAGAGUUAAAAGGAAGCGAGAACAUCCUUAAGUUACUUUUUUAAAAUGUGCACUUCAGGAGGAACCAGGUUUCCCCAGGAAGGGACAGGCUCCCUGCUCAGUCAGCACAGGGAGUUGCUAGCGGGCAGCCUGCCCAGUGCCGUGGAAUCUCUGCCAGCCUCUGGGUCAGGGGCUCCCUCCCACCACGUGCUUCUCAUGGAGUACACGGGACUGCUCUGCUUUGAGGCGCAAGCAUAGCUGUUGUGAGCAGGACAAGAUUGGGUGAUCAAGAGGUGUGUUGGGAGACACUGGGACAUUUUUUGAUGUCUUUGACCUGUGUUCCAUCUCUGUUGGAUGACUGGGGUUACCUACACCACCAGAGGGAGGUACAGAGUGUUAAAACAGUCGCCAGUCACACUAAGGGGUGUUUUAACAGAGGACAAAUUCCAGUUUGUCAGGCAUGUCUCUGUUAGAGUCUGGAGUUCAUGGUUUUAAUGGUUCUGGCUCGUAGCCCAUACAUACUUUGAAGAUAGCUGGGUCCUGCCAGUGUCCGCUGAGUCUGUCAGCUGGGGGAGCGUUCUCUGACAUCACUGAGUGCUUGGGACCUCCUGAAGCCUUGAGUAAAGGCUGGGGAAGGCCUUCAGACAGUCCUUUUACUACCUCACAAAGUGCCACGCCCGGGACCUCAGACCUCAGGGUUGUGACAUUGAUGUUGUCAGUCCCCAGUCACGUCUCUAGUGACCAAAGCAGACCUGCCUGAAAGGGCACUCCAGACAGUGAGCCCUGGUCAUAACCUGUGCCCUCACAUUUCUCCUGCCUCAGAUGGUCUUUUUUGCCCACUUUUUAGGUGACUGAUGAUCACUCUAAAAGGGAGGUAGGCAUCUAGCAGUAGCACAGUUACUUUGACUGUCACCCCUUGUUCUGAAGUGCAGAAUGUUGGGUUGAAACACACAUUAAGAAAGAACACUUUAUGGAAGCACUUUAUGAUUUACUCAUGGCCAGUGUUGGCCUCAAGGUAAAAGAACAUCUUAAUGCAGAACAGUACAACAAAGAGCCCCAUAGGAAGGGGUACCAUCAUCUGUCCCCAUGGUUGGGAUUGCCAAGGAAAGUGCCUUGUUCCAUGCAUCUUCAGAAUCCCCCACACCCUCUCUUGAUCCUUUUCAUGAAGUCCAGAGCAUUCCUUCUAUGACGGGCUGAAGAUGCUUUGUAAAAGGCAAUGCUAUAAUAGUGUUCCCUCUUCUCACAGUAACUGUGCAAAAAUCCUGGGGGAUUUGGUGCCUGAUCUGCCACAUACUUGACCACACAGGGAAUACUGUGGAUGUUCCACGCCAGUCUUACAUCCGUUCCCCAAAUGUGCCAAACUCAUGCCUGCCCAUGGCCAUUGGCCCUGGGCAACAAAAGUAAGGGCCUUUCCUGUCCUACCACAGUCUCCCUAGCAUCUGGCUCAGGGUAGAUGACUGAAUGGGAAAUUCCGGUUGGAUAAAACGGCUUUUCCAAAUUGCAGCUUUGCAUCUCUGUAUUAGCAAAAUUUAAACUUUCCUUUAUGCAUAGUUUGAGAACAGGUAAAAUAGUUUUCACAACUUUAGAGGGUCUCUUAGAGUAUGUUUGUUAUACCAGAACCUUGAAGUUUGGGAUGAAACAAGGUAUCAGAGGUUUCUAAUCUUUCAAAGGAAUUACCUUUUACGAUUGUUUUUUAUUCCCCAAGAAGGGAAAAAGAGAGAGAGGGAACGACUACACUAAUGUCAGAGAUAAGGUAUGUUUUGGCUCAAAACGUGUCAUGAAUCUCAAGGUAACUUGAUGGGUAGAAGUGUCUCAGCCAUAUGAACCAAGAAGUGAGACCACAGUGCAUGGCUGUGGGUGGCAGCACUGGAUACAGUGUUGGCAGGAGUGUGACGUAUAGGCGCUCCAUGGGGGACAGCUGGACAGUGUCCAUCAAAAGUGCAAAAGCUUAAGCUUUUUGAACCAGCAGUGCUACUCCUAAGAAUUGUUCCUAGGUACAAGGGUUUUUGUUGAAACAUUAUUUGUAAUAGCAAAAAGUUGGAGAGUGCCACCAAUAUAGGGGAGUGGUUAAAUACAUUAUGGCCAGCUUAAACAAUGGAAUAGUUUGCAGAAGUUUAAAAGAAUGGAUCCUGUGUUUAUGUACUACCAUAGAAUGAUCCCUAAGACGCAUGAUUAAAUGGGGAAAAAAGAAGCUCAUGGUAUCCUAAUGUUUGGAGUGCAGAAAAAUGUGUAGAUGUGUGUGUGUGCAUAUGUUUUCACACAGAUAUAUACAUGUGUAUAUCAUGUAUCUGCCUACAUAAGUCUAGGAUAUCUCUGGGAGGAUACCCAGCAACCCGGCAGCCUGGUUGCCUCUGGGAAAAGGGGUGGGAAUGACUUUUCAAUGUACACCUUUUGUACCUUUUGAAUUUUGUACCAUGUACAUGUAUUAUCUAUUCAAAAAUAAAGUUUCUAAUUUUUAA